This is a messenger RNA of Sapajus apella (tufted capuchin), 2573 nucleotides long. RefSeq names its product zinc finger protein 555. Gene Ontology annotation, molecular function: RNA polymerase II transcription regulatory region sequence-specific DNA binding; DNA-binding transcription factor activity, RNA polymerase II-specific. Lineage: Eukaryota; Metazoa; Chordata; Mammalia; Primates; Cebidae. The record is from RefSeq and is a predicted model, not a curated record. Gene Ontology annotation, cellular component: nucleus. Gene Ontology annotation, biological process: regulation of transcription by RNA polymerase II. Bases 136 to 2058 code for a protein of 640 amino acids. The transcript is spliced from 4 exons.
UCUGUCCAAUCAGGCCUCCGGGACGGGACGUGUCUGUCGUCCAGCCGCGAGUGCCCCGCCUGCCCCUAGCGGUCCCCGGCGUCCUGGUUCCAGUCGCGCUCACCUGCGCGGGUCGCGGAGAAAUUGUCUCGGGACAUGGACUCCGUGGUCUUUGAGGACGUGGCUGUGGACUUCACCCUGGAGGAGUGGGCUUUGCUGGAUUCUGCCCAGAGGGACCUCUACAGAGACGUGAUGCUGGAAACCUUCCGGAACCUGGCCUCAGUAGACGAUGAGACUCCAUGUAAAGCCGACAGGUCAGUUUCUCAGCAGGAUAUGUACAGGGGAAAAAUAUCUCAGGAACAGACAAUACUGAACUUCACGAGAAGUAAUUCCUGUGCCUACGCUUUAGAAACAAAUUGCGAAGGCUGCGGCAUUGAAGAUCUCCACAGAAAUCUGAGAAAUCAUAUGGUGGACAGAUUCUGUGAAAAUAAUGAAGGUAAUCAAUAUGGAGAAACCAUCAAUCAAAUGCCACAUCUUACCCCGCACAAGGAAAUUUCUGCUGGAGAAAAGCCAUACGAAUGCACCAAGUGUGGGACGGUCUUCAUGCAUCUUUCUUCUCUCAAGAGGCACGUCAAGUCUCACUGUGGACGAAAACCACAUCCGUGUCAGGAACGUAAGCGUGCCUGUGUUUGUGCCUCACACCUCAACAGUCACGUAAGAACUGACACUGGCGAGAGGCCCUAUGGAUGUAAAUUAUGUGGUAAAAGCUUUCCUUAUUUCUAUUCCCUCACUCAGCACAUCAGGACUCACGCCUCCGAGAGGAGCUGUGAAUGCAGGCACUGUGGGAAGGCCUUCAUGGAGUUCUCCAGCCUCACGAGGCACGUGAGAACACACACUGGAGAGAAGCCGUAUAAAUGUAAGAAAUGUGGGAAGGCGUUUAUUUACCCCUCCAUCUUUCAGAGACAUAUGAUCACACACACUGCAGAGAGGCCCUAUGAAUGUAAAUUAUGUGGGAAGACCUUUCACCAUUCCUACUCCCUCACCCAACAUGCAAAGAUUCACACGUCAGAGAAAACCUAUGAAUGCAAGCAAUGUAGGGUGGCCUUCCAUCAGUUCUCAAGUUUUACUAGACACGUCAGAGCUCACUUGGGAGAGAAGCCUUAUAAAUGUAAGGAAUGUGAGAAAGUCUUCGUCUACCCCUCAGUCUUUCAAAGACACAUGCUAACGCACACUGGGGAGAAGCCCUAUGAGUGUAAAUCGUGUGGGAAAACUUUCCGUCAUCCCCAUUCCCUCUCUCACCACGUGAAGAUUCACACAGCAGAGAAAACCUACAAGUGCAGGCGGUGUGGGAUGGCCUUUCCUGAGUUCUCGAGCCUCACUAGACAUGUGAGGAGUCACACAAGAGACAAGCCAUAUCAAUGUACGGAGUGUGGGAGAGCCUUCAUGUACCCCUCAACAUUUCAGAGACACAUGAUAACACACACGGGAGAGAAGCCCUUUAAGUGUCAGCAAUGCGGGAAAACCUUCAGUUACCCACAGUCUUUUCAAAGACAUGAAAAGACUCACACGGGAGAGAAGCCCUACGCAUGCAAGCAGUGCGGGAAAACAUUCAGUUGGCCUGAGACCUUCCGAGUACACGUGAGAAUCCACACCGGAGAGAAUCUCUACACCUGUGAAAACUGUGGGAAAGCUUUCAGCUCUCCCAGAUCCUUUCAAGGUCACGUGCGAACUCACACGGGAGAGAAACCUUACGAGUGCAAGCAGUGCGGGAAAGCCUUCGCUUGGCCCUCGACAUUUAGAGAGCACGUGAGAGUUCACACGGAGGAGCGGCUCUAUAAAUGUGAAAGGUGCGGGAAGGCGUUCACCUCCUCCAGGUCGUUCCAAGGUCACCUGAGGACCCACAGUGGAGAGAAGCCUUACGCCUGUAAGCAGUGUGGAAAAGCCUUCAGCUGGUCGUCAUCCUUACAGAAACACGUGAGGAUGCACACGGGAGAGAAACCCCACGAGUGUCAACAGUGCGGGAAGUCCUUCAGGUGGCCCUCCUCCCUUCGGAACCAUGUUAGAACACACGUCGGAUAGAAAUCCCGAGUGUACGCUGUACUCAAAAGCCUUCGGUUGUCAAGUCGUUCUGAGGCCAGUGGGCGCACACACUAGAGAGAGGUUCUGUAGGUAACAUGGGGUCACCUCACAUUAAUUCAUGUACAAUGCUCCAGAAAAUUCACACCGGGAGAGCAAUCGUACAAGUGAUAAGUAUGAUAUUGUCUUUGUCAAUACCUCGUUUGCAAAACAGACCCAUUAGUAAUGAAUCCCCAGCUCUUUCAAAAAUAAAUGUUGAUGCGAGAGAAUAAUUAAGUCCUCUUUUUGCUGUAGUACGUAAGUUUUAAUAGUUAAGUGCUUCAUCACUUAAAUACUUUCAUUUUGAACCUUAUUGGACCUGUGGUGAUCUGAAGUGUACUUUGAACGUGACAUAAUUUUUUACGUACGUUCUGUAUUUUUCUGCAUGGUAUCAUUACAACAGUGAAACUUUGGUACAUCUUAUUCUUACUGGCCUAGUGCUACAGAUAACUGGCUGUCCCCUCUUUUAUAUACUGCAC